Molecule: messenger RNA, 1775 nt
Organism: Monomorium pharaonis (pharaoh ant)
Lineage: Eukaryota; Metazoa; Arthropoda; Insecta; Hymenoptera; Formicidae
Exons: 8
Coding region: 358-1617 (419 amino acids)
Biological process (GO): sensory perception of smell; detection of chemical stimulus involved in sensory perception of smell
Cellular component (GO): plasma membrane
Molecular function (GO): odorant binding; olfactory receptor activity
Source: RefSeq, a predicted model, not a curated record
GUUCUUAUAUCUAUUACUUAUAAUAUCAUUACAUUUUUUUAUUUCAAAGUAAAUGCGUAUACAUUGAAGUAUUACAAAAAAACUUCAGGAAGGAUCGAUAAAUUAGUACUGAGACAGAAAAUUUCUUACCUCUUAUCUUUUAUUGUCAGUAGAUUAAAUAUGAACGCUUUUUAUGACUUACUAAAAUGUUAGUAAAGUUUUUUAUAAAACGCGUAACUGUAAUCAAUUGGGGAUAGCAUUAUUAAUAUUUAAUGCUGUUUCAAUGAGACGGCUAGGUUAUUGCACUUGUGUCGCGAGCAUGUACGAUAAUCAUCUCUCACUAACGGAAAACAAAGUGGAAGUUUUCGCAGUCUUCACAUGGAUAUUUCUAAACACACUGGUUAUAGAGAUUUUAUGUGGACAAUUGAAUUAAAUCGGUUUGGUUUAAAAUUGGUCGGUUUAUGGCCCAAAACAGAUGGAGCAAUCAGGGAUGACACAUCUGAUCUUCGCAUGGUUAUCAUUUUUAUUAUAAUAACAUUCAUUUGUGGCAUUCCACUUGUUAGUUCUCUUAUACGAGUUCGACAUGAUAUGAUACUUGUGAUAGAUAAUUUACAAACUACAUUACCAAUAAUAGUAGUUUCUCUAAAACUCGUUAUAAUGCGGUGGAAACGGACAGCUCUCUUACACAUCAUAAAGAUGAUGGAGGAAGAUUGGUUAGCAUUAAAGCUAAACGCAGAAAGGAACGUAAUGCUGAAGCGAGCGCGGACUGCUCGGAUGAUAGUAAUUUGCGGAUAUGUUAUGAUGAUAUUGGCAUUCAUCAUGGUCAUUGCUUUUCCUUUGUUUGGCAUACCAUUCAGACGCUUAACAAAUCUCACAGAUCGAAACAAACCGUUACCACUUCAAACUUACUAUUUCUAUGACACUGAUAAGAGUCCGCAAUUUGAAAUCACGUUUAUCAUUCAAGCUCUAACAAUUUUCUUAUCAGCUAUUAUUUAUACGUCGGUAGACGCUUUUCUUGGACUUGCAAUUCUUCACAUUUGCGGCCAAUUGGAAAAUUUCAGACGUCGAUUGGUCAACUUGGUCUUAUGCAAAGAUUUUAAUAGUACUUUACGAAAUAAUGUAGUCACUCAUCUACGACUCAUCAGGUUUAUUGCAGGUUUUAAUUAUGAUAAUAGAAUGUAUAAUCUAUUUAUUUUAAUUUUAUUUGCUGAUAAGAUUGAAAAUACAUUUUCCUUAAUGAUGUUGGGAUUAGUAUUUUAUUUUGGUACUGUAUUUUGUUUAUAUGGAUUUCUUUUGCUGACUAUAAUUGCCGACAAUGAAACAAGUAAUAUUCCUUUUUUACGAGUAUUUUACGUAAUGCUUGGUGUUGCUACUCUAUUAGUACAUACUUUUCUCUACUGCGGGGCCGGAGAACUACUAAGGGAGCAGUGCGAAGCAAUGUACCGUGCCUUGCAUGACCUCGAAUGGUACAGAUUAGAGUCGAAGAAAGCGAAGAGCCUUAUUUUACUGAUGACACGAGCCAGUGAACCUUUUCGCAUCACUGCAGGAAAGAUUAUUCCAUUAACAAUGACCACAUUUUGUAGCCUAUUAAAAUCAUCGGCUGGCUAUAUAUCAAUUUUGCUGGCAAAACAAAACUAAAGCAUGUAAAUGACUAAUUUAUAAUUCAGCAUAUAAUUAGUAUGUAAUUUGUCUCAAAUUGUGUCUCAAUAAAAAAUUAAAUAAUAAAUAUUUUUAAUUACAUAAUUAAAAUAAAAUUUAAUUGUACUUAAAAGUAAAAUAUUUGCGUUAUUUAUUUC